Molecule: messenger RNA, 1297 nt
Organism: Anopheles funestus (African malaria mosquito)
Lineage: Eukaryota; Metazoa; Arthropoda; Insecta; Diptera; Culicidae
Gene: sicily
Product: NADH dehydrogenase (ubiquinone) complex I, assembly factor 6 homolog
Exons: 2
Coding region: 332-1243 (303 amino acids)
Biological process (GO): biosynthetic process; mitochondrial respiratory chain complex I assembly
Cellular component (GO): mitochondrion
Source: RefSeq, a predicted model, not a curated record
UCCCCGCUUUUCAAGUGAAAUAAUAAGAAACUUUUGACAUUUAACUAUGAAUUUGUAAUGUUAAUACACCAAUGUGAUGAAAUUUUCUGUCAAGUUUGCUCAAUGCGUGCACACGCAUUAAAAAUUAUUUUUACACACACGCGAUCAGCAAUCGUCACCAAAGGUGGAAGUGUCAAAACGUGUUGUUUGUUGUUGUUCGUCUUCCUUUAACAACAACGGGAGUGUUCGGUGUUAUGACAGCUGCAAGGAAAGCUGUAACCGGUUGUUACCGAAGGUGUAGUAUGGAAAAUUAAAAGAACGCGUGCCAUAAGUUAAUUUAAAUUACCACAAAAUGUGGUACUCCCGGCUGUUUCGAGUCCCAUCCUCCGGUGGUCUAAAACGAAUGGCAUCUAGCGAUGCGGCGUCCCAGAACGUUUGCUUAAACCUUGUGAGGAACCACGAUAAGGAAAAUUUUCUCUGCACGUUGCUGCUGAAGAAUCCACAGCGUCGCGGAGCGUUUGCUGUGCGCGGAUUCAACGUGGAGGUAGCGAAGGUUAGCGAGAAAGUGUCGGCCGGCAAUGUAGGCGUGCUGCCGCUUAAGUUUUGGGAAAACACGAUCACUAGUCUAUACCGCAAUGAUGGUACGAACGUACCGGAACAUCCCGUCAUACACGAGCUUCAGCGGGCAAUUAGCGAACAUAAGCUAUCGAAAAUGUACCUGCAGCGGUUGGUUAGCGCACGGGCUAAUGCGAAUCUGAACUUUCUCACGGUGAAACAGCUGGAGGAUUAUGCCGAACAUUCGGUUUCGAGCGUGUUCUAUCUGCUGCUGGAAGUGCACGGCACACGGAACGUGCACUGUGAUCAUGCUGCAUCCCAUCUCGGCAAAGCGCAAGGUAUCGUGAAUCUGUUGCGGUCGAUCCCGUACCAGACGCGCCGCAAUGCGGUACCGAUCCCGCAGGAGGUACUGAUGACGCACGGUGUCAAUCAGGAGCGGAUGGUACGCAACAGGCCGGAUGAUAAGGGUGUGGAGGAAGUGACGUUCAGCUUGGCCAGCGUAGCCUUUCGCCAUCUGGAGACGGCAAAGGGUUUGCUCAAAACCGUACCACGCACCAACAAACCAAUAUUCCUACCGGUUGUCACUAUCGAGCGUUACCUGCAGCGGUUGCGACUUGCCAACUUUCACCUUACCGAUCCAAACGUUAUGCGCACGGAUUCGCUACUACCUUUAGUGCUUUACUGGAGCAAAUUACGUGCAAAUUAUUAAGGAAAAACUUUAACUGCCAGCUGUAGAAGCGUAGUGAUGUAUAAUAAAUCAAAA